GAAUGGCCUUCUAUUUAUCGGCAAUGAUUCAGUGCAAUGUGCUUAUGUUUUUAAUCCGCAUUGGAUUUGGGAAUAUAUAUAUUUUUUUCGGUAUGUAAAAGAUUGGGAAAGUAACGUAUUCCAUCUUGUCUUAAUGCGUUGUUGUUUUUGUCGUGUGCGUGCGUGUGUGUGUGUGUCCGUUUCAUUCAACGUUGUGCGAUUGUUUAGUUCUGUAUUAUGUUUUGCCACGCAAGAGGGAAGAAAACUCAUCGUUUUUGAUAUCAUUUGGUCGCUUUUUUUUUUGGUGUCAGUCCGGUGCCUUUGCGAACACGGCUUUCCCUCCUGUGUUAACUCUAGCCUGGCCGUGCUUUCCAGCUCUUGAUAAGCAGAUUCGGAAUCAGGUGUUUCUACUGGGACAGCCCAUGUGAGCUGGAGAGACACUUAAAUACAUGGCUACAAUGAGCUUAUUCCUGAAGCACUCAACUUAUUGGUCCCUGGCGGCUUUGGUACUGUUUCAAGUUUACCAUUGUGGUGUAGUAGGAAUAUAAGUAAACAAUGCAUAGACAAGCUGAUCAAGUGAAACGCCGUUCAAGCACCAAUCCUUCUCUUCGGGUGAGGAAUGUGGAUAUUGCUAGAGGAAGAACUGGAUAUGGAUUCACUCUUUCUGGGCAAGCUCCCUGUGUACUUAGCUGCAUUCUGAAAGGAAGCCCAGCACAUUAUGUUGGGCUUCGAUCUGGUGAUCGCAUUCUUAAUGUUAAUGACAUUAAUGUCUCUAAAGCCUCUCAUGAAGACGUUGUGAAACUGAUAGGACAGUGCACAGGAGUACUCCGACUUAUCAUUGCCGAGGGUAGUAACCACUCUGAUACGGGUUCUAGUGAUGAGGAACUUUAUUUCAAUGAAGGGAAAGUGGCUUGGAUGAGUAGUAAGCCAAAGUCAAAAACACUGGGUCUAAACAGAGCUGAAAAGGUUGUUGCUGAUGUACAAUCAGGCGGGAUAUUUAAAAUGCUUUUUGACAAUUCCAGUAAUUCUACCAAAUGUGGUAGGACUUACAUAGAGCAACAAAAACAAGUGGCUGAAAAAGCCAGUGGAUUUCCUGCCAGACGUGGAAGUGCAAAAACAAACCACAAUUCCCUUUCUGAAGAAGAAGUAAUGAAGGUGUUGAAUGAUGACUCUGUUUUUGUGAAUGGCCUUGAAAACCAAGAUGGAUUUGUCCUAGAUGCUAGCAUUUUGAAUGUUGGGAUGAUAGUAGGCUAUUUGGGUUCCAUUGAAUUGCCUUCAACGAGUUCAAAUCUAGAAAACGAUAGCUUACAGGCCAUCCGAGGCUGCAUGAGACGCUUGCGUGCUGAACAAAAGAUUCAUACCCUUGUCCUAAUGAAGAUAAUGCAUGACAGCAUUAAGCUAUUCAAUGACAAAAAUGUUGUUCUAGCUGUGUACCCUGCAGAAAAAUUGGCCUUCAGUGCUGUGUGCCCAGAUGACCGCAGAUUCUUUGGACUGGUCACCAUGCAGAUAUCUGAUGAUCAUAGUCUUGCUAGUGAAAAUGAUGGUGGACUGAGGACUUCAUGUCAUGUCUUCAUGGUAGAUCCAGAUCUUUGUCAGCACAAAAUUCAUCAGGGUAUUGCUAGGCGAUUUAGUAUUGAGUGUACGCCAGAUCCAGAUACGAGUGGCUGCUUGGAGUUUCCCCCUUCCUCUCAGCCUGUUCUUCAGUUUGUAUCUGUGUUGUACAAGGACAUGGGAGAGUCUUUUGAAAGUAUGCGUGCAAGAGCUUUUCUUGACGGGGAUUUAUCUGAUGGCCAGCAGAACAAUAGCACUGGUAGUAACAGUGACAGUGGAAUUGGAUGCUAUAGUCAGGAGGAAAAGAAUAAUAGAGUUUUAGUUGUUGAUCUGGGUACCAACUCGAACAAACAUGGCCCCCACGGUGCCUGGAGUAAUGUUCCAGGUAAAGGGCAGAUGCAAGGUACUUCUCAGUGGAAUGGUUGUCGCCCUGACCUGGAAAGCAAAUUCCAUGCACCUCGACUUUCGGAGUUGGCACAGAAUGAUUGCUCUUUACUUAAUGGUAAUAGACACCUUGGUCCUUCUGCUCGGCUUGAUGUUCCAGGAGCCUCUCCGUGGUCUGUGUUUACUUCAGCUAAGAAAUCUGAUAUAGCGAACAGUGCUCCUUGUUCAACUCCAAGAUGGCUUCCCCUUCACAUCCGUAAAGACUGGCAGUACUGUAGCAGCAGUGAUCAGGAAUCCUAUGCAGAAUCCACAGAUGGACUGUCCAGUGUGAAUUGUAGUACACUGAAGCAGGAUCUUCCCCCUCCAAUGACCAAGAUUCAAACAGAAAAGUAUAGAGUUGGAAGUGGCUUAGGCCAGCCUUUUCACAUUGUAUCUCAAAAGAAUGAACUGACAAGUAAAUUGUUUGGGAUUGAAAAGAUGUUUGGGAUACAACAAAAUAACAAGAAAAGCAAAGACAAAAAGGGCACAAAGUUUUCUGGAAUUGCAGUUGGAUUCCCACAAGCUUCCCAACGUUCCUCUGUUAGACGAUCAUAUGGAAGAUCAAAACGUUUCAGUAUUACCCGGUCCUUGGAUGACUUAGAGACAGCAGCUGUCUCCGAUGGAGAGUUAAACAGUGCAGAUCUCAAGACCUACAACAGUGAGAACAGCAUUAACAGCAAUGCCAGUCUUCCCAGUGUCCAGAGCUGCAGAAAACAUGCAGAGCGGCAAGUAGCCAGUUGGGCUGUGUGCUUUGAACGACUCCUGCAAGAUCCAGUUGGCAUCAGAUACUUCUCUGAGUUCCUUAAGAAAGAAUUCAGUGAAGAAAACAUUUUGUUCUGGCAGAACUGUGAGUACUUCAGCCAAAUCUCUCAGCAUGACAAGAAACAGCUUUUGUAUAGAGCUCGGGAGAUCUACAACAACUUUUUAUCCAACAAGGCACUUACACCUGUCAAUAUCGACAGCCAGGCACAGUUAGCUGAUGAUAUCAUUAACGCACCGCACCCAGAUAUGUUUAAAGAGCAGCAACUACAGAUUUUUAACCUGAUGAAGUUUGAUAGCUACUCUCGUUUUCUGAAAUCAACACUCUAUCAAGAAUGCAUGUUAGCAGAAGUGGAAGGCCGCCCCUUACCUGAUCCUUGUCGGGUACCAUGCAGUCCUACCUCAAGGCACAGCGCCAGCUUGGACCGGUCCGACCAUUCUACCCCAAACAAAUCCAGCACAAAAAUUAAAUCGGGCAGAUUACUACCCAUUGAACUUGAAGAUGAUAAUGGCAACAAGAAGAGGGGAACAUUUUUUUCCUGGUCACGAAGGAGCCUGGGAAGAACUCAGAAGAGAAAAGAGAAUGGAGGUUCACAUGCCGACCUAUCUGAAAGUAAUGGACUGUCUCAGUGGCGUCGGGAAUCAUUUGGCUCUAUGUCAUCUUCCACUAGCACAGAGGGGAUGGCUUCCGGCUGUCCAAGAAACAACAAACAAGAGUAUAUUUCCACCAAAGUUCCUGUGGCAGAGAAAGAAAAGCCUUCAAAACACUGCACUGUGAGCCUACCAGAUGGUUCCUUGCACACAGUUUCAAUCCAGACCGGUGUCUCUAUUAGAGGACUGUUGACAGAGUUGUGUGAAAAGAUGCAAAUUCAGUUGGCAGCCGUGGAUCUCUUUCUGGUUGGAGGUGACAAGCCUCUUGUACUUGAUCAAGACUGCAACACAUUGAACUCGAGGGAGAUUCGAUUAGAGAAACGUACUCUAUUUCGGCUGGAUCUUGUUCCUAUAAAUAGAUCAGUCGGUUUAAAGGCCAAACCCACCAAACCUGUGACAGAAGUGCUACGGCCAGUGGUGGCGAAAUACGGCUUAAAUCUCAGUGACUUGGUGGCUAGAAUUAAUGGGGAAUCAGAAGCUUUAGAUCUUGGAGUUCCCAUCUCUAAUCUCGAUGGACAGCGUGUUGUUCUGGAUGUUGCAGAGUAUGUUAAGGAAAAAGACAGAGAGAAGUUUGCAGGAGGAAAAAUGGGCUCUUCUAAUGUUGGCGCACAUCAACAUGGUGUAAAGGAGGAUGGAAGACCUGUGGAAAAACCUUUUACAGUGAGAGGAAAUGGAAAAUCUUCUAAAGAUGCACGGCCUUCGAAAAAAGAUAUAAUUCAAACUACAAACAAAAAGAGACAGCCAAAGCUAAAUAUGGAUGAAGUAGAAGAAUUUUUUGACCUUCUAUCCAAAGCUCAGAGUAAUAGAGUGAAUGAUCAACGUGGGCUUCUGAAGAAAGAAGAUCUUGUACUUCCAGAUUUUCUACGCCUCAAGCCACCCAUAUUUGAACCUGACUCUUCCACACCUUCAGCAAGUAAAGGAAAUGGUAGAAAGCAAGAGGGAAAAAGCCAAACUGCACACAGGAAUGUAAUGUCAGCACAGCACUCUGAUAAAUUAGAGUAUACGGACUCCAGCACAGCUAUCUCAUCUGCACUGAAUUUCAACGAAAACUCCAACAACAUGAAAGCCAAGCCAACAACUCAACACGCUAGCUGUCAACAACCUGUAUUAGUGCCACCCGAUUAUGUAAGGCCAGAUACUAAGCAGAUAAAUGAUGCACCUUUCUAUGUGCCAGUAUCUCCUAUUCCACAUGUCAAUGAACAAAGGUGGGAAAAGCGGUCUGGAGACUGGCAGUUGGAAACUGUACCACCUUAUGAGGACGAAAAUGCAUUUGAUCUGACUCUGGUGGCAGAAGGUGAUAUCAAUAGCCCAAACAGUACAUUAUUACCACCCCCACCAACACCACCAUCCACUGUCAGUAAACUGGAGAUAGCUAACUAUACUCCACCAACUCCCUACACAGAUGGUCAGGAGAACUCUUCACACUGCAGAUCCACUUCAGAUUCGAUGAAUGAAAGGGGAAAGAUUGCUUGGAUGAAGCCCGCUUGCUUUGGACAGAAUCCUAACACACAGACAAGUUUAAACAGGACUGUUUUGGCCAUGAGCACCAACCACUCCCAUGCGGGACUUCCUGUAAACAAGAUUAUUGAUAUUGAUGGAGUGAAAUCAGAAGAUGCUAGGGCAAGAACUGAAGAUUCGGAUGGGAAUCUGAGUUUUGAAGGAUAUAUUUCUGAACUGAAAAGUUGCCAGGGGAGGAUGCGCACAGGAGUUUAUCGGAUGUCAGAGCUGCCAUCACUGAUCACAGUAAAGAGUGAGAGGAGUAAGACACUAGAGGCACAGCAUAAAGCUACUUUUGUCUGAAUGCUGGUCAUGCAUUUUUAUUUAAAAUGGUUACAAAAAUGUUUGUUUCAAGCAAUAUUUGGAAAAAUGUGACUAAAACAGUAAUUUAUUGCUAAAAACUGGAUAAUCAGUGCUCACGAUUUAGUUAUCCCCAUCCCAUACCUCCAGUGCUUGUUGAGAAACAUUGAACAAAAAAGUUACUCAUUUUAAAAUCUAUAGCCUUGAGUAGUUAGAGAUGAUGUUGGAUCAAUUCAGUGAUGCUAAAGUUUGACUGUAGUAUCUAAAACUAGGCAAGUAAAAUAUUGGCAUGAUUUCUGUAGCAACUUAUAUACGUUAAGGAGCCAAGUUUUUGAUGCGAUAAAAUUCUUACUCAUU
Molecule: messenger RNA, 5517 nt
Organism: Carcharodon carcharias (great white shark)
Lineage: Eukaryota; Metazoa; Chordata; Chondrichthyes; Lamniformes; Lamnidae
Gene: rgs12b
Product: regulator of G protein signaling 12b
Exons: 19
Coding region: 535-5163 (1542 amino acids)
Biological process (GO): signal transduction
Molecular function (GO): GTPase activator activity; protein binding
Source: RefSeq, a predicted model, not a curated record